Scedosporium apiospermum is the source of this 1077-nucleotide messenger RNA. RefSeq lists its product as uncharacterized. NCBI's taxonomy places the organism in Eukaryota, Fungi, Ascomycota, Sordariomycetes, Microascales, Microascaceae. Bases 1 to 1077 code for a protein of 358 amino acids. The record is from RefSeq and is a predicted model, not a curated record. The transcript is spliced from 7 exons.
AUGAGCGCCGCGCGAGAGGCUUACUACCCGGUCGGCCUGACCUUCGUGGCGAUUAACGCCGUCGCCGUUGGAUUGCGAUUCUGGUCCCGCGGCAUUACCAGAGCUGUCGGCUAUGACGACUUUGCUAUGGCCAUUUCCUUUGUCGGGUUUCUAAUAUUUGUUGCCUUCGAGCUUGUCGCAAUUGACAAUGGCAUCGGAUUGCCACCUCCAGAGGCCCCAGAUAUGGCAUAUCUAGCGAAAGCUGUGACAGCCGCCAAAUUCUUCACCAUCGCCCAAAUCGUUUACAUUCUCGCGACAGGCAUCUCGAAAUUAGGUGUGGGACUCGUUCUAUACCGACUCGCCAGCAAUGCCGACAUGCACCUAGUGCGCAUCACCUUGAUUGUGUCGAUGACGAUCGUCGGGAUUUGGUCGCUCGUCACGGCACUUAUUUUCGCCCUGCAGUGCCGUCCCUUGUCGGUGGCUUGGGGCGUAGGCAAAGGCACCUGCCUUUCGACCGAGACCAUCGGCCGCACUGCAAUUGCCCUCUCGGCUAUAGACGUGACUGUCAGCUGGUUGUAUGCGCUUUUGCCCGUUCACAUGCUUCACAAAGCGCAGCUGCGCCUCAAGGUGAAAAUUUCCAUCAUGGUUCUGCUUGGUUUGGGUGCAGUGAGCUCCAUUGCAACCAUCAUUCGGCUCAAGUACGUCAUCGAUGUCACUCAAAUGACGGAAAAUGAAGGUCUUGCAAGUCCAAACAUCAUCCCGAAGACUCUUGAAGCAACAAUCUAUUCCAUUGUUGAGAUUGGACUGAGCAUCUUCGCGGCCGCACUCACGGCAUUGCGCCCCUUGGUGAAGAAGCUCCCAUGCUUCAGCGGGUUCAGCAGCGCCGGUGGCUACGGACCAACGUCGAAGGGUCUCUCGUCGAGAUCGAUGACAGGUGGUGGUCAGGACCGAAUCAAGGGCCCUGUUUAUCGGCUUGAGGACAUGGAGCCAUCGACAGGCGACAGCGAGGAGAAUAUUAUUCACCCCAAGAGGAUGAAUGUUCAGGAGGACACUCGAAUCGAGAUUAGUAUGCGUCGCACUGCGAACCAGUCGCCUUGA